This is a messenger RNA of Trichoplax adhaerens, 899 nucleotides long. RefSeq lists its product as uncharacterized. The transcript is spliced from 11 exons. Gene Ontology annotation, cellular component: endoplasmic reticulum membrane; endoplasmic reticulum. Lineage: Eukaryota; Metazoa; Placozoa; Uniplacotomia; Trichoplacea; Trichoplacidae. The record is from RefSeq and is a predicted model, not a curated record. The coding region runs from base 1 to 879 and encodes 292 amino acids.
AUGAAUGGUAAAGGAUUAGAGAAAAAAAAAAAGACGAUUGUUAAAGGAUCCAUGAAUGAAAAAAAAUUUGCACUUAGUACAGCUUUCAUGAAAGGAAUUGGAUGGCUUGGUGUCAACGUAGCUUAUGCUCAAGAAGACAGCGAUGAUGAUGCAACUAAAAGUGAAGGUGUUGUCGAUGAUGAAAGCGAUGUAGAGGUUGAAGACGAUAAAAGUGGACAAAGAUCAGCGGAUUCGGCACAAGGUGGAAACGAGCAAGAGGAAGAGAAAGCAGAAGAAGAAGCAGCUCCGUUAAUUAAAUCAUCAGAAUUUGCUGAAACGAACAUCCUUUUUACCACAAACGAUGUACAAGCUCUACCUACUGGAACACUAUCGAAAUGCCUGAUUGGAUUUUCCAAUAUCGGAGAACUCGACUUCAUCGUUGAUUCGAUCGAAGGUUCCGUUAGGUAUCCUGCAGAUUAUAAUUACUUCAUACAAAAUACCACAUUUUAUUAUGCCUUUGCACCUCAUGAUUCUCUUGCUUCUCGCCCAUUUGGAUUAGUAUUUACUGUCAGUUAUAGAGAUGCAGAUGGAAACACCUUCCAAACUGUUCUUUAUAACGAUACCGUGACUUUUGUUGAAGGAAAAUCAGGAGUAGACGGUGAAAUGGUCUUUAUGUACGUUUUCUUGGCUGCUUGCGCUGCUUUGGUUGUUUUGUUGGUACGCCAGCUAGUCGUAGCCAGAAUGAGUAAAAAAUCUGCAAAACCUACGUUUGAAACUGGUACUCAAAAUGCCGAUAUUGACAUGGAAUGGAUCCCGAAAGAAAAUUUAGUUAUUGCCGGUGGCUCGCAAUCACCAAAAAGAUCGCCAAGGAAUCGAAAAUCUAAAGCGGAAAGUAGUUAAAAUAUUAACUUGAAAAAUUG